CCGCGCGCCUGCCGGGCCGGGCCUCGUCGGCGCGUGCCAAUUUCCGUAUCCGGCUCCUGGCGCUUCCGGUCCUAGCUGGGCACAUCUAGGAGGGUAUACUGCAGACCUCCAGAUGUUGGUCUGUGGGAUUCGGCAGAGGAUGAGUUUUCUAUCCUCCUCUCAACUGUAAGCUACUCUUCCCAACUGUUCUCCCGCUGUCCACUGUCAUCAUGUCUACCUUACUCCUCAAUCUGGAUUUUGGUGAACCUCCCCCAAAAAAGGCGUUAGAGGGGAAUGCCAAGCACCGAAAAUUUGUCAAGAAGCGCCGGCUCUUGGAACGGAAGGGCUUUUUGAAUAAGAAGCAGCAGCCCCCUAGCAAGGUGUCUAAGUUGCAAUCAGAAUCGUCAAAGAAAGGGAAAUCUCCCAAGGUAGAUGGCACUUGGAAGGCCCCUCUUCUUUCAAAAAAGAAGACAGCUGCCUCCAGCGGUGGGUCAGAGCAGUCUCUGGACAAGCCAUCUGCAGUGCCUUGGCUGACCCCUGCCCCUUCACAGAAGGCUGGUUCUGUUGUGGCCAAAGUAGACUUACUGGGGGAGUUCCAGAGUGCCCUACCAAAGAUUAAGAGCCACCCAACUCGCCCCCGGAAGAAGGGCUCCCAGAAGAAUGCCCCACAGAAUUCCACCCAAGCUCAUUCCGAGAAGAAAUAUUCUGGAGCAUCCCAGAAGGGUCCGAGCAAGAUGGUGGCAAUUGACUGUGAGAUGGUGGGCACAGGACCCAAAGGGCAUGUCAGUUCCUUGGCUCGGUGUAGUAUUGUCAACUACAAUGGAGAUGUGCUUUAUGAUGAGUACAUCCUUCCCCCCUGCCACAUUGUGGACUACCGGACCAGGUGGAGUGGUAUUCGGAAGCAGCAUAUGGUGAAUGCCACACCCUUCAAGAUUGCUCGAAGCCAGAUCUUGAAGAUUCUCACAGGGAAGAUUGUGGUGGGGCAUGCCAUCCACAACGACUUCAAAGCCCUUCAGUACUUUCACCCCAAGUCCCUCACCCGAGACACCUCCCACAUUCCCCUCCUCAACCGGAAGGCCGACUGCCCAGAGAAUGCCACCAUGUCUCUGAAGCGUCUCACCAAGAAGCUGCUGGACCGGGACAUCCAGGUCGGGAAAAGCGGACAUUCCUCUGUGGAAGAUGCUCAGGCCACCAUGGAGCUGUACAAGUUAGUUGAAGUGGAGUGGGAACAGCACCUGAUCCAGAAUCCCCCCAAAGACUAAUGGCCGUGGGGGUGCUGGAGAUGUGGGGUGGCAGAGGCAGCAGUGCACCAGGAGGACGGGGCAGUGGACCAAUGGACAGCUCUACCAGCUCCACGCCUUUGGAAGCUAGAGUUAUUGGGGAGCGUGAGGCUCCACCCCAGACUUAAUAUCCAUUGAAGUUUCACCUCAGGUGUUGUGUUCUGUGUGUCCUGGUUAAGUGUCCCAUGGAAGGAGGAAGUGUCCACGUCAGAACCCAGCCCUAGGCUGUUUACCUCUAAAGUGGUGCUAAUUGUGGGGCCCAGGGUGCUUUGCUCCUGGGAAAGCCUUUUGACUCUCAAGGGGCAGGGCGUACUGGAAAAUGUAGUUUCCCAAACUGCCUUAUCACUAGGGCGGCCAUAUGUUCCAUUUUUUUAUGCCUUUUGUUUUCAAAAACAGCCCCCUCUUUCCCUCUCAGAAGUAUCCUGUUGGAUGAUAGAUAACGUACAUGAUCCCAUUACAUCUCUCAGACUCUGCUUUUGGCUCAGAGUCUACAUCUAGUCUGUGUUGGGAUAUCACCUGUUCUUCACCUUGACUUCCAGAGGCGCCAUCCCUGGUGAGGGUUUGUUCUCAGGGCCCCAGGGCAGUAGAGACAAGAGAGUGUGACUUGGAAAUCCAUUUUUCUGAUUUAGGAAAGCAGUCUCUUUCCUAAAGUGAUAGAGGAUUUAUUUAAUUUAGAUCCCAUUCGGUGGCCUACAAAAGAAUGUACGGUGUUUUAAUGGUUUUUAGUCUUCUACUUUGCUAAACCAAGCCUCUAAAUCUCAAAUUAUUCCCCUGAUAAAUUUUUAUAAAGGAAAAA
Molecule: messenger RNA, 2055 nt
Organism: Phacochoerus africanus (Common warthog)
Lineage: Eukaryota; Metazoa; Chordata; Mammalia; Artiodactyla; Suidae
Gene: ISG20L2
Product: interferon stimulated exonuclease gene 20 like 2
Exons: 4
Coding region: 210-1241 (343 amino acids)
Biological process (GO): intrinsic apoptotic signaling pathway in response to DNA damage by p53 class mediator
Cellular component (GO): nucleus
Molecular function (GO): nucleic acid binding; 3'-5'-RNA exonuclease activity
Source: RefSeq, a predicted model, not a curated record